Molecule: messenger RNA, 1251 nt
Organism: Daucus carota subsp. sativus
Lineage: Eukaryota; Viridiplantae; Streptophyta; Magnoliopsida; Apiales; Apiaceae
Product: protein neprosin
Exons: 7
Coding region: 10-1251 (413 amino acids)
Source: RefSeq, a predicted model, not a curated record
UUAGUUAAGAUGAAGUUAUUGAAUUGCUUAUUAGUUGUUAUUUUGUUUCUUGUGCCAUGCAGUUCUGCUGCUAGGAUUUCUCCCAAGAAGGUACUUCAAGUUGAGAAUCUUUUAAAACGUUUGAAUAAAAUGCCACAGAAAUCCAUCAAGAGCCCAGAUGGGGAUAUCAUUGACUGUAUUCCUACCUCUCAACAACCAGCUUUUGAUCACCCUCUCCUUCAAAAUCAUAAAAUUCAGUUGGAGCCUAGUGUCUAUCCAGAAGGGCCAUUCGAUGAUAAAAGAGUGAAAACCUCCAAGUCCACUGAAGGGUUAAAACCAAUUAAGCAACUCUGGCAUUUAAAUGGAAACUGUGAUGAAGGAACAAUCCCCAUAAGAAGAACAAAGAAAGCAGAUGUUCUUAGAGCUGGCUCCAUAAAAAUUUAUGGAAAAAAGAUAAAGAAUGUUAACAUUCUUCACACCAAUUCCACUGAACCUCAAUAUGACCCUCCCAAUUAUAAUCGGCACGAGCAUACAAUUGCUUAUGUUCACGGGGACAAGUAUUUUGGAACAAAGGCAACUAUAAAUGUCUGGCAACCAAAAGUUGAGCAACCAAAUGAAUUUAGCAUUUCUCAGAUAUGGGUUCUAGGAGGUCAGCUGGAUGAUCAUCUUAACAGUGUCGAAGCUGGUUGGAUGGUCAGUCAACAUUUGUACGGGGACAAUAACACCAGACUCUUUACUUACUGGACUAGGGAUGCAUAUCAAUCCACAGGAUGCUACAAUUUGCUUUGCUCAGGUUUCGUUCAAAUCAACAAGGAGAUAGCUCUGGGGGCUAGCAUAGCCCCAGUCUCGAGCUAUCAAGGUUCUCAAUAUGAUAUCACUAUACUAAUUUGGAAGGAUCCUAAGGGGGAUAAUUGGUGGAUGAAAUAUGUGAAUAAUGAUAAGGUCAUAGGUUACUGGCCAGGCUCUUUAUUCACAAAUUUAGCAGAUGGCGCUACUGCAAUUGAAUGGGGCGGUGAAGUUAUAAACUUGGCAUCAGGUGGACAGCACACCACUACUCAAAUGGGAAGUGGUCAUUUUCCUGGAGAAGGAUAUACCAAGGCUAGUUUUUUCAAAAACAUUCAAGUAGUUGAUGGAUCGAACAAGCUAAAGUUUCCAGAAGAUGUACAGACUUCAUCCGAGCAACCUAGCUGCUAUGAUAUCCAACUCCAGAACAGGCAAGGGGGUGCCUUCUUUUUCUAUGGUGGACCUGGAAGAAACCCAAAGUGUCCAUGA